This is a messenger RNA of Penicillium chermesinum, 2592 nucleotides long. Its product is annotated as putative RNAPII degradation factor Def1. Lineage: Eukaryota; Fungi; Ascomycota; Eurotiomycetes; Eurotiales; Aspergillaceae. The record is from RefSeq and is a predicted model, not a curated record. The coding region runs from base 1 to 2592 and encodes 863 amino acids. Gene Ontology annotation, molecular function: ubiquitin binding. Gene Ontology annotation, cellular component: cytoplasm; nucleus. The transcript is spliced from 2 exons.
AUGUCUGACGUUCAGAGCCGAUCUUCUGCGCGUGGCAGAGGAUCUACCCGUGGUGGUCGUGGUGGUUUCAGCUCUAGAGGUGGACGUGGUAGUAGCAACAGAUCUGCCAAUACCGACGCUUCAGACCUGCCCUCCUUCGACGAGAGUGAGAUUGGACAAAUGAAGAAGAAAUAUGCCGAUUCUCUGCCUACUCUCCGUGAAUUGUUUUCAGACUGGAAGGAUGAAGACCUUCUCUUCGCACUGGAAGACUCGAAUGGCGAACUUGAGGAAGCAAUUGAGCGCAUUACUGAAGGUAACGUUUCUCAGUGGGGUGAGGUCAAGAAGAAGACUACAGACCGAACCCGGCCCAAGGCCAAGGAAGUCCAGAGCACCCCAGCCGAACAAGCUGCGCCUGCCGCUCGUGGUGGUCGGGCUCGUGGUGGAUCAGAGGCCCGGGGUCGCGCUCGCCCAGAACGUGGUCGUGGCGGUCGUGGCGGUCGAGCAGGCGCUCACACAAAUGGCACUCGUGUGACUGGCACCGAGCCUGUGGCACCCGUUGCGACAUCCGAGGCUGUUCCGUCGACAACUGGAGGAGAAGCUGAGCCUGAACCAACGGCUGGAGAGUCUGCAGAAUCAACUGAGCCUAAGACCAGUGUGAUUCCAGAGGGUACAAAGAAGGGAUGGGCAAGUCUAUUUGCUAAGCCAGCGCCGCCGCCUCCGCAAAAGAAGCCCUCGGCUCCGGCUCCAGCCCCAGCUCCAGCUCCAGCUCCGGUGCCGGUGAGCGAGAAUGUCGAGAAACCUGCUGAGUCCGUGGAAGAGAAGAAGGCGCCAGAGCCCGAGCCUGCUGCAACCCAGAAAACGCCUGUUGCCAAACCCGCCGAGCCUGCCAUUCCUGUAAUUCCCACGGCAACUGCUAAGGCGCCCAAAGAUGAUUUGACUGAGACCAACCUGGAACAGAUCCCCGAUGUGUCAGCUCCAGCCCCGACUGCGACUGCAGCCAGCACCGUCGGUAGCGCUCUGGACCCUGCUGCUGCGGCGAACCUUACUCCUUCGCGUGCCCCUCCCUCUGGUCUUCCCUCAAGCGCCUUCAAGCCAGGUAGCCGUGCUCCUGGAUUCCAGCGUCGUGUCAUGGAACAGCAACAGGCUGUUGUCAUGCCCGGUAACCACGCUGUCGAUCGUGCUGCUGUCCAAUUCGGCAGCAUGGGCUUGAACGGUGAUGCUGUGGAUAUCGACGAGAACCGAGAGGAGGCUGAGACCCGUGCCCAGCCCCCUCAGCACUCGCCGGUUGCUCCUCGUGCCUCUCUUCCUCCCGUAACCCAAGGCUCUGCCGACGGUGCUGCCGCACGACCUGCACCUGGCCUGCCUCCAGUCCCCCAGGCCUCAUCUGACUCUUCCUUCGCCGACUUCACCCGCUACUCUGAGGCCCAGAAGCCUUACGACCCCUUCAACCCGCAAGCUGGUCAGCCCCAGCCUCAGGUUCAGGAACCAUUUGCUAACCAAGCUCCCGCUCAACCCACUGCCACUACCGGCAGCGAGUACUCUCCCUUCUAUGCUGCUGACCAGCAGCGAUUCCCUUACAACUAUUAUGGAAGCUAUGGUCAAUCUCAGGAUGUAGGCGCUGCACCCCGCGCUGCUCCUGGAUUUGGUGUGUCUGGCGCUGAGACUACUCCUCAGAUCCCCGCCGCACAGGCUCCUAGUCGCUACGGUCCUGUUGAUGCCACCAACAGUGGUCAAAACACCCCUAACCCCACUCUGCCUGGUGCCACUCAGGCUCCAGGCGCACAGCACUUGCCAGCCCAGAGCGCUUACGGCUAUGGCUACAACCCUUACUACACCAACCCUCACUACGCUUCGUACAUGAAUCAGAUGAACCAGCACCAGUAUGGCCGUAACCGCCCCAUGUUCGAUGAUGCACGCCGCUUCGAUGACCCACAGCAACAGCAGCAACAACAGCAGCAACAGCAACAGCAGCAGCAGCACUACGGCAUGCCCCAGAAUUCUCACUACGCCUAUGGAAACCAGUACGGUCCAUACGGAGGUAAGGGUGGCAUGUACGGUCAGCCUCAUGCUGCUUUCUCAUACGAUCACUCAUCAUCCCCUGCCAAUGCCGCUGCCACCUUCAACCAGAGCGUGCCGGGCCGCGACUCAGUCUAUGGCCGUACCGGCUCUGCGCAGCCUUCUGACAGCCAGCAGUCUGCUACUGGUGCUAAUGCCUUCAACGCUGGCAUGGAUGUUUUUGGCCGCCAGGCUAGCUUUGGACAGAACCAACCUGGUUCUCAGCAGCCCCCCGUGAGUUCGGAGGAGUCCAAGGGCUUCGAGGCUCCCAAGGCUAGUGGCCCGAGCCCGUCUUUGGCCCAGAACCGACCCGGCUCUGCCACCAACAGCGUUCCCGGUCAGCCGCAGGCCCAGACUGGGCUCCCGCCUCUGCAGAGCCAGCAGAGCCAGCAAGGUUUCGGAGGCUACGGCCACCUGAACCCCCAGUACGGUGGCCUGGGUGGUCUGGGCGGGCACCAGGGUGCCGCCUCGCAGACGGGCUAUGCCAACUACGGUGCUGGCUUCGGUAACUACUACGGUAACAACCGUGGUGGCUGGGGCAGCAACUACGGCCAUUAA